AUGCUUUGUGAUUUCAGUAGCACUACCAGCCCAGGACGGUCCCGCAAACCUGGCGCCAUCAUCGAGAGCUUCGUCAACCAUGCUCCAGGGGUCUUCUCAGGAACUUUCUCAGGCACUUUGCACCCGAACUGUCAGGACAGCACCGGUCGGCCACGGCGAGACAUUGGCACCAUCCUGCAGAUCCUCAACGACCUUCUGAGCGCUACUAGGCACUACCAGGGCGUGCCCCCCUCUCUCACCCAGCUCCGCUGCCAGACCCAGUGCAGCCCUGCCUCGCCCGCGCCCUCCCCCCCUCCCUCUCCCCCUGCCACCGGGGGACCCAGCCUCUCUGCAAGCCUCUCUGCCAAAGCUACCUCAGUGCCCAGCGCCAGCAAGCCCAGCCUGCACCCCUUGCAGUGCCAGAACCAGAUCCGCAUGUGCAAGCCCAGCGGCGACCGCUUGCGUCAGACAGAGAACCGCGCCACGCGCUGCAAGGUGGAGCGACUGCAGCUGCUGAUGCAGCAGAAGCGCCUGCGCAGGAAGGCUCGGCGUGACUCCCGCGGCCCCUACCACUGGCUGCCCAACCGAAAGUCGAGCCGCAGCAACAGCAGCGUGUCCAGCGAGGGCAGCGUGGACAUGGACUUCGAGGACUCGCUGUGGAAGCCGGACGUCAAGGCGGACAUGAAAUCCGAAUUCGUGGUGGUGUGAGGCUGCCGAGCGGGGGACAAACCUCAAGAAAGAAGAAACCGAGAGAGAGAUUGGAGAGACCAAGAAAGGCAUGUCAUCUCUAAUGAGUUUGCAGAGAUGGUUUUAAAGAGGGUGAUUUUUGUCUUUGGAAUUCAGCGACCUCACGCAACCCCCCCCCCCCCCCCCCCCACAUACUUUCCAUAAGAACCCUCUUGAUUUUUCCCCUCCUACACCCUUUUCCAUAAGGUUUAAAGACAGUGUGAAACUUGAGAGGGACUGGGCGGACCGGUUUAGUUGCCGUGUUAUUUGGGACUCUCGAAAAAUGUAUAAUUUGAGACGGCAGAGAAGAAGGAGAAAAAAAAAAAAAUACCAGUGGUUGUUGUUCUUGUUGUUGUCGUUCUUGUUGUUUUGGGUUGGAUGGGACUACAAAGGACUACAUAAAAGACUACAAAAAUGUCUGCCUUACAAAAAUACAAUACGGUGGACGUGGAUGGUCACUUGGAGGGUGGCUUGCGUGCAGUAGAACAAUGCAUUGAAAAACAAACUAAUGAGGAUAAUCUGCACCUGUUUGCGCGUCUCUCUUCAAUGCCUGUGCUAGGACGAACUGUAGCGCAUAGUCUCCUAGCGUGAUCAGCCGAACUAACUCCUUUUUCAACUGGGCAUUCAUGGGUUCUUCACAAUUCAAAAAACGGACACAAACAAAUACAACUUUUUUUUUUUUUUAAACAAAUAUGUAGCAUUGUUCACAAAGCAUUCAGGUUUUCAAAAUCAAACAUAAACGUGUUUUUUGCACAUUUUUAUGAUUUUCUUUUUUUUUUUUCAAAUGGCGAUGGGUGACCGAGAAAGGGGUUGACUUUCCACAUGGCUUCGGUAUGGAGUCUGUCUGAGGACAAAAAACUAAACCAGAGGGACAAGUACUGAGACUAAUUCAGCAGGACCCCAAUCUUUAACAAUAACCUGGAAUAUUAAAUAAAAUCAUACAUAAAGUGCUUUUAGAAGGGUGUCAAAUCAUGACUUUAAAUAUAUAUAUAUAUGUGAAUAUAUAUAUUUGUUUGUUUGGUUUUUUUUUGUACUUUUUUUCCUACUGUUUUUAAAAAACAGAGCUCGGUAUGGCUGAGUUUUAAGCCAUUUAUUAACUAAUUCAUUUUAAAUUUCUCACCUUUUUUUUUUGUCGUCAUUCAUACCAUAGUUUGUAACUUUACCAAUGAGCCAGUAUGAAACUAGCUAAGCGUUCACUCAGGCCUUUGUCACACUCCCUGCAUCUGCCAUGUGCUAGCCAAGAAGCUUGUCAUGGUGUCAUUAUGGCUGAAAAUCACAUGCAAAAAAUAAUGAAACCACAAUGCUGGAACAGUGACCCAAUGGAGACAGACAGGACAGGAGCGGGUGCGAGUUCAAAGUUUAGAAGCCAUGUCCAUCAGGGUCUGUUCUUCCAUGGGCCAACUGAACGAACAGAUCCCUUUGAUGGGACAACCUUGCAAACAAAGCAUUAACACUGAAUUAAAUCAAAAAUCUCAUUGCAAUGGAUAUACUGCAAAAGUAAAUUGUGAUUUGUAAAUGAGGGUUUAAACCAUAAAGCCAGGCAUCUCCAGGCCGCUGUUGUUUGUGUUAGUUGCAAUGGCAGUCAAUGGGGAAGUGAAAUCCUUCCAAAAUAAGAACGUUCUCCACAGGAUCUUUUUCAGAGUUUUGCUGUUAUUUUGGUUUGUAACUGACGUGGCCCCAAAAAAGUGCAGUGCUCUUGGGCAACGCCUGGCUGACCACUUCCAGAUGCUAGUUAAUGACAACAGACUUAACUCUCUGCUUGCCACAGCUCAUUGCAUUGCAGCUUUAGGUGAACUUCUUUCUGGGUAACCUCUGUACUGAUGCUUGCCACCCAGCGCCUGCAUUGGUAACCAGCGUGGAAAUCGAUUCCCCAGUUUGGAUACAAGAGCUGGGAAGCAUCAGUUAUACUGGUUACCCUUCAAGAAGUCCAGUUAACUAAUUACCAAGGAUUACUGGUACAUAUUAAGACGUCAUUCAAAACAAGUUUGAACGAUAAGAGCAAUACGCUGUGCUGGAACACGUGAAACUUAACUCUCUGGAGGUAUUUGACAGGCUUAUUCAAUGGAAAUCUUCGUUAACUUGUAUUGAAAUUGGUUAGUUGAGUUACUGUGGAUGUAACCUGAAGAUGCUAACCUGUGUUGUGCCUUAGCCCUUCACCUCCUAAACUCGACCUGAAAAAACAUUGUCUGAACAGUCAGUAAUUGGUUUGAAAGUGCUUUUAGUUUCUCAGAAAUGUCAGUUACUGCUAUAAAAGGGGGUCAGAACUCUGGGAGGUGAAAUGUUAAGUCUAGUUUGCACAUGAGUAAGGCUUUAUGUGCUGGAAUUGUGUCUAAAAUCUGCACUGUCCUGAAUCUGUCUUCCUGUGGUGUCAUGCUGUUUCUGAAAGCCAAUCAGUCCCCUUGCCUUGCCACCACCAAACCAAAAAAAAACAAAAACAUAUUGACCCGGCAUCUCCAUGGCAACUUAAGUGCCCUAACUCAAAACAAAAAAGGCGCAUCACUUCCUGGAUACGCUCUGUGGACAUGUGACUGCCUGCACUUCCUGUCUCCUGGAUGUGAACUUUCUUCAUCAACUUACUUAUUGUAGUCUUUUUGCCAUUUAAAAAAAAAUAAAUAAAAAUAAAAAAAAUAAUAUUUAAAGGACUUUAUUCCCAUUUAAAAAAAAUAAAAAAUAAAAAUAAAAAAAAAAAUCUAUAUGAAUUUAUUCUGUGUGCCUCAUUGUGGCCCCUAUCUUGGAAAUUUGAAUAAAAAAAAAGAUGUUUAAGAUGAGAAUAACAAUAAUAAUAAGCGUUCAUUUCACCAGCUUGUUGGUGAAGUGAUUUGAAUGGUCUUAUCACCUCAUUUGAGUUCAAUGUUAUUCCUUGUAGCCAACCAUUUAAAGAUAAAAAAAUAAUAAGUUACAGUAAAAUUUGCAAUGUUCUAGCUAUAGACUGGUGUAGCACAAGUGUGACUGUAUUAAUUUAUGAAACCAAAAUGGUGACUGUGAAUUUAGGUAUUUAUUUGUGUGUUUUGAGAGGGUGUUUAUUUUGUUUUUGAAGAGAAGGUGGUCUGGGCGAUUCAGGGCAUGCUGAAGGGUUGCUGCAAUGCCUUCUAUGUUUUUAUUUUUAUUUUUUAUUGGUGGAAUAAGAACGGGAAUCCUCAUCAAUUUCCGAGAUCUGAUAGUUUUUUUUGUUUUUCUGUUUUUUUUCUUAAGCAAUACAUUUCAGUGUGACUUGUGAUAGAACAUGUUGGUUUUUUUGUUUUGUUUUUUUUAGGUAAUAAAUUGAAAAAAGUGUAUUAAAAAAAA
This is a messenger RNA of Polyodon spathula (Mississippi paddlefish), 3990 nucleotides long. Its product is annotated as midnolin-like. The transcript has 4 exons. Gene Ontology annotation, cellular component: nucleus. The coding region runs from base 1 to 687 and encodes 228 amino acids. The record is from RefSeq and is a predicted model, not a curated record. NCBI's taxonomy places the organism in Eukaryota, Metazoa, Chordata, Actinopteri, Acipenseriformes, Polyodontidae.